Molecule: messenger RNA, 3828 nt
Organism: Closterium sp. NIES-65
Lineage: Eukaryota; Viridiplantae; Streptophyta; Zygnematophyceae; Desmidiales; Closteriaceae
Source: the annotation of a GenBank genome assembly
AUGAUCGCCGCGCGGCAGCAGAGCGCGAAAGACGCGGAACCUUCGGGGGAGGAUCCCGAGGUCACAGCGGCAAAGGCGGCGGCGGAAGCGAACCGGCUGGCCAUUUUUAACUCUAUCCGGUUUUCGGGCCAGCCGAGUCCGGGCCAGUUAAAGCCCGAGGAACGCAACGGUAUCGACCGUAGCAGCAAUCUUGGCGGCGGCAUCGGCGAGUCGCGCAUGGCCGGGCCCGAGAAGCGAACCAGCUUAUCCUCGGUAGUGUCGAACGCGGAGGCGGAAGCCGCCGCCGCCGCUGCCGCUGCGGCUAUAGCCGCGGCAGGCACGCCGGGCGGACCCGGGGGAGGGUUUUCCAGGGACGGGCCGUCUCCGCCCGUGUCCAUCCGCCGUCCGCCGUCGCGCGGAGCUAUGAGCUUCGCAAGCAGUUCGGACGGGGAGCCGAGCGCGCAGGUGAUGCCGAGCGUGGCAAGCGAGAUGCUGACGUUGGAUAAUGAUGACGUAGCGGGUGGGGGCCCGGUGGUGGCGGCGCUACAGGCGGCGCACGCGCGGAGGAAGCAGAGUGACCGGAGCUACUUCCAAAAGGCCGAGGAGAUGUACUCUUUACAGGUGGCGGUGGCGCUGCGGCUGAUAGUAGGACGCGGAGAUGGCGGAGGAGACGGAAUGGCGCCCCCUCAGGCGAACCCCAACGACUGCUCUGGGCCAGUCCGCUCAUUGCCACGUAGCCAGGCUGAAGCCACAGCCCUACCGCUUCUGGUGAACGGGUGUCUGAGUUCUGAGGGCCGUAUAGAGGACAGCUUUUACGACAUCUGGGGCAUGCAGCCGUACGUCAAUGGAUGUCUCAGCUACGAGGAUCGUAUCGAGGACGGGUUCUACGACAUUUGGGGCAUGCAGCCGUACGUCUACUCGCUCUGCGUGGACUCCUCCCACCGCGGCCGCAUGCCGCCGCUCGACUCCCUGCGCGCGCUGCACCCGAGCGAGGCGUCGUUUGACGUGGCGCUGAUCAACCGCACCAUUGAUGCGGAGCUGAAGGACCUGGAGGAUGAAGCAGUUAACCUCGCUUAUGCUGCCACCGAGCUCCUCUGGGCGUCGUUUGAUGUGGCGCUGAUCAACCGCACCAUUGAUGCGGAGCUGAAGGACCUGGAGGAUGAAGCAGUUAACCUCGCUUAUGCUGCCACCGAGCUCCUCUGGGCGUCGUUUGACGUGGCGCUGAUCAACCGCACCAUUGAUGCGGAGCUGAAGGACCUGGAGGAUGAAGCACUCCUCUGGGCGUCGUUUGACGUGGCGCUGAUCAACCGCACCAUUGAUGCGGAGCUGAAGGACCUGGAGGAUGAAGCAGUUAACCUCGCUUAUGCUGCCACCGAGCUCCUCUGGGCGUCGUUUGACGUGGCGCUGAUCAACCGCACCAUUGAUGCGGAGCUGAAGGACCUGGAGGAUGAAGCAGUUAACCUCGCUUAUGCUGCCACCGAGCUCCUCUGGGCGUCGUUUGACGUGGCGCUGAUCAACCGCACCAUUGAUGCGGAGCUGAAGGACCUGGAGGAUGAAGCAGUUAACCUCGCUUAUGCUGCCACCGAGCUCCUCUGGGCGUCGUUUGACGUGGCGCUCAUCAACCGCACCAUUGAUGCGGAGCUGAAGGACCUGGAGGAUGAAGCAGUUAACCUCGCUUAUGCUGCCACCGAGGUGCAGACACUCGCGCAGAAGCUGGGCGUGCUGGUGGCGCAUCAUAUGGGAGGCGCGGUGAACUCAGAGCCCAACGAGUUGAUCCCGCGGUUCAGGCAGCGCGGGUGGGAGAUCAAGAGCUACCUCAAGACCAUUGUGCUGCCCAUCGGCCAGCCAGCCAGCUGCCAAGGAGCACACCGAAGCCAUAAUAGCCACUGCGAAAGAGCAGGCGCGGUGAACUCAGAGCCCAACGAGUUGAUCCCGCGGUUCAGGCAGCGGGGGUGGGAGAUCAAGAGCUACCUCAAGACCAUCGUGCUGCCCAUCGGCCAGCUGCCCGUGGGAUCUGCCGCCACCGCGCCCUGCUCUUCAAGGUGUUGGCGGACAGCGCUGGGCAUGCCAUGUCGUAUCCAGAAGGGAUGCAAGUUCUGUGGGAUGGACGAUGGGGCCUCGUGCCUUGUGCUUGCCAGUGACGAGAGGGAAUAUGUCGUGGAUCUGCUGCAGAGGCCAGGCACUCUCCUCACCAUCGAGCCCUCGGCAGAGUCAGCCACCAGCACCGCCACCAACGCCACUUACAUCGCCUCGCCCCUGCGCUGCCCGGAGAUCAAAUCUCUCGCGCUCACGGACCCUGCGGACGGCACGGUGCCGCAAUGGGUGCCGGACUUCAGAAGGCAGCAGCAGGAGCAGGAUGCGGAGGCGAUGGUGGGAUCAAGGCGAAUUUACGCGGGAGGGCCCAAGGACCCGCGGCACGUGGCUGCAUCGCCCAAGGGGGAGAGGCGGCGGAAGGAGCUCAAAGAGGUGGAGGAGGAAGAGGACAGCGAGGAGGAGGAGGAGAAGAAGCCGCAGAAGAAGGCCGGGAAGAAGGGCGGCGGGGAGGAGGACGAGGGGAAGAAGAAGGCGAAAGCACCGAAGCAGGAGGCGGCACCCCCAGCAGACGACGAGGCGGCGGAUGCAGGAGUGGAAUUUAUGGAUGUGCUGAUGGAUGGGCGCAUCAUGGACAUUGGCGAGGCGGAGAUUGACUGGAACGACAUCGAGAUGGGGGAGAGGGUGGGCGCAGGUUCCUUCGGUACGGUGUACCGCGCCGAGUGGGCUGGCUGUGAUGUGGCAGUGAAGGUGCUUAUCAACCAGGACAUGCAGGAGGAGCAGUUGCUUGAGUUCAAACGAGAGGUGGUCAUCAUGCGCCGUCUGCGCCAUCCCAACAUAGUGCUCUUCAUGGGAGCGGUUACCAAGCCGCCCCACCUCUCCAUCCUCACAGAGUUCCUUAGCAGGGGAAGUCUGUUUCGUCUGCUGCAUCGGCCAGGGGCUAAGGAAACUUUGAAGGAGGACCGACGUAUUCGCAUGGCCAUGGAUAUUGCGCGAGGCAUCAACUAUCUGCACCAUUGCACGCCCAUGAUUGUGCAUCGUGAUCUCAAGACUCCCAACCUACUCGUGGACAAAAAUUUCACAGUCAAGGUCUGCGACUUUGGUCUAUCUCGCAACAAGAACAGCACCUUCCUCUCCUCCAAAUCGGGCGCCGGAACGCCCGAGUGGAUGGCGCCUGAGGUGUUGCGAAACGAGCCGUCCAAUGAGAAGUCGGAUGUGUACAGCUUUGGAGUGAUCCUGUGGGAGUUGGUCACGCUGCUGCAGCCAUGGGACGGCAUGAACCCCAUGCAGGCAUGCAGGUCGUCCAUUCUGCUCCAACCUUCCCCACUACCCGCUCUGACUCCUCUCCCUCCAUUUCCCUCCUCUCUCUCCUCUACCCCAGGUGGUGGGAGCAGUGGGGUGGUGGGAGCAGUGGGAUUCCAGAACCAACGCCUCACCGUCCCUCCUGACCUCGACCCGGCUCUCUCCACACUCAUCCUCGACUGCUGGCACAAUCACCCCAGAGACCACCCCAAGUUUGACGAUAUCGUGGUUGCUCUGUGGCGGGCUUGGGUCGACUAUACUAGAAAGCCACACCGCCUUCCCCCGCCCUCUGCCCACACCCUCUGCACACACCCCGUGUCUCCCUUUUCUUGUCUCCCAGUGACCCCAAGGAGCGUCCCAAGCUUGACGACUUCACGUGACCCCAAGGACCGCCCCAAGUUUGAUGAUAUCAUGGUGCGGCUGAAGCCAAUCGCUCAAAGGCAGCGGCCGGGAAGAAUGUGUGCGGCGGUGCUCCUGCUGGUUAAGGAGAAGGCUACAAAAGGGGAUGUAUUAUGA